AGGGCCUUGUCUGUAUAUCCUUGAUUCAGCUUCCUACGAGUGCGACGCCACCGAGGUUGCUAUCUGCAUAGGUAGUUUGGCCCGUCCGUAACUACCGAGAUGUAUUCCAUGAUGUUCAACGAUGUCAUGCCGGCCCCCUUCCACCCCACGCUUCCGCCGGCUCCGUCCCCAGCUCACGAAGAAUCCGGGGCGCUCAAGUUUCCCGUUUAUCUACUUGGGGGCCUCAGCGUGCCGUUUCGCCGUCGGCGACAAAGCCCCCGCGCAACUCGGGAGAUUCCGGCUGAUGAAGAAUCCCCACCAUCGCUGAGUACCUCGCCGAUGAGCUCUGUCGUGUCGAACCCCGUUGGCAGCCUGCGGACUCGCUCUCUGUUCGUGACCCAGUCCCUCAUGUCCAACUCCGGGUACGAAGACCGCUACUCCCGAUCCUCCGUAGAACCCCUCAGCGCUACAAAACUCACGCAAGCCCAACCCGAUACUAUCCGAUGCUCAACCUGUGCCAGUGACUUUGCUUUUUGUUCGCAGAUCGUAAGCAAAGGUUUCACAGGGCGAUAUGGCCGAGCCUACCUAGUAUCGCAACCCGACCAGCUCCCACCAAAGGGCGCCAAGACUAGAGACCUUAUGAACAUUAGGGUCGGCAAGCCUGAGACUCGCCUCUUAGUCACCGGCUCCCACGUCGUCGCGGAUAUCACCUGUCUCAUCUGCCAUACUAAGGUGGGGUGGAAAUACAUAGACGCAAAGGAGGAGACACAGCAAUACAAAAUAGGGAAGUUCAUCCUCGAAACCCAACGCGUUGUCGUUUUUCGGGGCUGGGAAGACGUCGUGGUGGAUGAAAUGCCGGAACUUGAAGUGGAUGAGAAGCAGGGAUACUUCCUAGCAGGAAAUGACGAGGAGCCUGUCACCUUUGAUUCGGAUGACGAGGACGAGUGUGAGGAUCUUUUUGCUGGCAUGUGGGACCCCGCAGUUGUUGCUAAGAGGAGGAACCGGAAGGUCAAUAGACACCUGAAGAAUAACGCCACUUAACGUGAUUUUCUCUUUUAAGCGAUCACGUCUGUUCGGUUGGGGUAUUCCGUGUGCCCAAGAAUGGAUCAAGGGGGCGGGCGGGCUAUCUCGACGUACGUUUAUACCCAGGUUUCACAUGUCUGGAGUUUUCAGGUUCUUAGGA
Durotheca rogersii is the source of this 1162-nucleotide messenger RNA. Its product is annotated as yippee-domain-containing protein. Bases 100 to 1020 code for a protein of 306 amino acids. Lineage: Eukaryota; Fungi; Ascomycota; Sordariomycetes; Xylariales; Xylariaceae. The transcript has a single exon. The record is from RefSeq and is a predicted model, not a curated record.